CUUAACAAUAAGAUAUAAAAAUUAAAAAAAAAACAAGUCAUUGUUAUCCAUAGAAUAAAUUCACAAUUGUCUGUUGUAAGUAUGCAAUUAUGUGUGGUAGUCUUGUGAUGAUCUGUCACAUGUGGAAAAUCGUCUGUUGUACCUAUGUCGUGCUUUUUAGUAAUUCUGCUACAUUUUUUUCACAGUUCUGACUUUGUCUGUCAUGAUUAAGACGUUAUCUGUUGUGGCUUUACAAUGACCUAUCUUAGCUAUACCAAUAAGCAAAAAUUCGUACUAGAUGAAAGUUGAAUAAUAAAUAGAAGAUGAAAAUGGAAAUAUUAAUUUUACAUGAUAUUUCUGAUUUUUUUUAGUCAAAUAUUGUUUGAUGUUUAUUUUAGUAAAGUAUUGUUUAUGAAAUAAAUUAUUAGUCUCAACAGAUGGCACUCGAUUGUGUGUAAGGUUAUUAUGUUCUUUGUCCUCUAUCCAUUCGUCUUUUUCUUCCUCCUUUUUUGCUUUUCCAUUUUCCCCAUUCUUUCUUCGUUAAACAUACGCAUCAGUUGUUAUCUAAUUAUACAGAAAUGAGUUGUUCGUUUUAACUUGUAUCGAUCAUACAAACUAAUCUCUGUUACCUUCUCUUAUUCGUAGACUUUAUUUUUCCCGCUUUCAGUAGUAGUAAUUAUUAUUAUUAUCAAUUCUCAUGUCUAUCUAUUCUCAUUCACUUGACUUCGUCUUAAUUACUAAACAAAGAUCCUCAUAAAAAUAAAAAUAAAAAUAUCUAUAUCAUCUGGAAAAUUCCAAAUCAACGUUCUCGAAAAAAUUUAACACUCCUUGUUAUAUGCCUGAAAUAAUUAAACCAUAUUUUUUUUUUAGAUCUAGCUAUAUAUAAAACAAAUUUAUUAUUAAUUCAAUUAAACAAAAAAAAAUGUCAUUUAUUCAACAAAACCAACAACAAGUGAGAAGAAAAAGAAUUAGACGAAUUGAAAUACUUAUAUUUUUAUGUUUUGUUUCUUGUAGAACAAUAAUAAUAAUAUUCUUUAUCUGCAAUUAAUUCAAUUAUUAGAUGUCAAUCAAAACGGAAGACUGGUUUUGCCGUUUUCUCGUCGAAUGAUACUUAUUGAUCGUCCAUUUGAUAAUCUAUAUGAAAACGAUAAUGAUGAACAAAGUGAAAUAUUAAGUGAUUAUUGUAAGACAGAAUCUGAAUUCUCAUCAUCAGUAUCAGAAAAUUAUUGUCUAACUGAUGACGAGAAUAAUGAUGAUAAUAGUGAAGACAAUGGAUCAUUUCAAUCAUUAUCCUUACCACCAUCACCUUUUGCUUAUGAUCCUUAUGAUUCAUAUGAUUAUGAAUGUUAA
Messenger RNA from Rotaria sp. Silwood2, 1329 nucleotides. The record is from the annotation of a GenBank genome assembly. NCBI's taxonomy places the organism in Eukaryota, Metazoa, Rotifera, Eurotatoria, Philodinida, Philodinidae.